This is a messenger RNA of Callorhinchus milii (elephant shark), 1093 nucleotides long. RefSeq names its product adenosine receptor A1-like. The transcript has 2 exons. The coding region runs from base 112 to 1092 and encodes 326 amino acids. Gene Ontology annotation, cellular component: membrane; synapse; dendrite. Gene Ontology annotation, biological process: G protein-coupled adenosine receptor signaling pathway. NCBI's taxonomy places the organism in Eukaryota, Metazoa, Chordata, Chondrichthyes, Chimaeriformes, Callorhinchidae. The record is from RefSeq and is a predicted model, not a curated record. Gene Ontology annotation, molecular function: G protein-coupled adenosine receptor activity.
ACACACAGAUACACUCAAGACACACAGAGGAUAAAGAUAAAAGACAGAAGAAGCCCAAACCCAAGACUGAAGACCUCCAGCAGAGAGAGAGAGAGAGAGAGAGAGAGCAGGAUGUCGGAUCAAGUAGAUGUUGUGUACAUAGUGGUGGAGCUGCUGAUUGCAGUGACUUCUAUCCUGGGGAAUGUCCUGGUUUGUUGGGCUGUCAAAAUCAAUCGUUCUUUGAGAGACACGACCUUCUGUUUCAUUGUGUCCCUGGCUCUGGCUGACAUUGCAGUGGGGGCUCUGGCUAUCCCCCUGGCCAUCACCAUCAGCCUGGGGAUGAAGACACAUUUCUACACCUGCCUCUUCAUAGCCUGCAUCUUGCUGACAUUGACUCAGUCCUCCAUUCUCUCCCUGCUGGCCAUCGCCGUGGACCGCUACCUGCGAGUCAAGAUCCCAACCAGGUACAGGAUCAUUGUAACCCAGAGGAGAGCCUGGAUUGCCGUAGCCAUCUGCUGGCUUGGAUCUUUUUUGAUUGGCAUAACACCCAUGCUGGGCUGGCACAACAGGAGCAGCGAGGCUGUGCAAGAGCAAGAGAAGAACUCCAGCGAGAGAUACAUCACAUGCAAGUUUACGUUAGUCGUCCGAAUGGAUUACAUGGUUUACUUUAACUUCUUCGGCUGGGUCCUCUUCCCUCUGUUGAUCAUGUUCGGGUUGUACGCUGAAAUAUUUUACUUGAUAAAGAAACAACUGAGCAAGAAGAUGGCCAAGGCUACGGACUCGAGACGAUAUUUUGGAAAAGAACUUAAACUCGCGAAAUCACUGGCUUUAGUUCUGUUCCUCUUCGCUGUCUGCUGGCUACCUUUGCAUACCAUGAACUCCCUUAAAUAUUUUUUCCCAAAGUGGAAAGUCACGAAAACUGCCUUCUAUAUCGGAAUAUUUAUGUCCCAUGCAAAUUCAGCUGUGAAUCCAGUGAUAUACGCUUUCAGAAUAAAGAAAUUCAGGGUAACGUUUUUUCAGAUCUGGAAAAAAUACAUCCUGUGUAAAAAUGAAAACUUAAGUAUCUAUAAUUACGAUGGCAGAACAGCCACAGAAAACAAUAGCAGUGUUUGAU